CUCUAUACUCUGUAUACUCUGCUGUGUAUAGAAAAGGCUGGCGUUUUUGUAUAGUUAUUUAAUUACCCCUUUAAGAGUUGGUAUCACUUCAUAAAGUAACCAUUGAAGUCUUGGAGAGGUCUAAAGGUAAAUGUUCAGGGUUUGAUGGCUCUAUAACGGUAAGAAUCAGAAAUAGUUAUCGGAAUACAAAUUACCCGCCAUGGAUAGAAAAUUCCUUUAAUUGUCUUUUCUGCGUGCGCAAACCUGCGUUGAGUGGGCGAUUAAAGACGUUAUAUCAUUUCUAUACUCUAUCUAGUGACUUCCUUAUACAGUGCCUUCCUUUUAUUUUUUUUCCUUAAAAAAUAUCACUGACUGUAAAGCUCAUUUUGACAUUUUUCAGCAGCUGAUUCAGUUCUUUGUUGAAAGAAAAUGUUACAUUUUUGUUGACGUCAUCGUCAACUGCGUUGCUUCAAAAUCAAGAUGGCUGCCACUAAGUUCAAAAUGGUCAACCUCGUUUCCAGGAGAGAGCGAACCCUGAAAACUAGGUUGCAAUGUGGUGAAUUUGUGACGUCAUGUGACAACACAAUAUUCUCAUUAUUAGGAUGCAAUAUUGUACCGUUCACCCAAAAUUCUUAGCAAUUAAACUUCAACUCCAACGUCUUAUCGCAAAUGGAACUAUAUUACUUGAAACCAGAAAUAAUUACAUUUGUCCGCGCUUUGACUAGUAUCCGACGCAGACGUUCUCUUGGCUCGUCACGCAAUCCUCCCCUCCGCUCCCCAAGAACGUCUGCGUGGGAGGCUAAGCUUUGACGAAACUCAUUACCUUGCGUUAUAAUGGUACAUGAUUUGUUCAAUCUCACAAGUGAUUAAUAGUUGUGAAUCAGCUUUUCUGUUUACUGACUCAUUGCUAGUUAGCCUUUUCAUUCUAUUUUAAGAAGCCUUUAGUGUGCUAAGUAAAAACUGAGCUACCGUUGUGGGAGUGUCUGGGUGAUAAGUUUGUUUUUGAGUGCAUGGUAGUGUGAACUUGAUUGGUUUUGCUGACGAGUGGAUUAAUAUUCCUCUAGUCUGUAAAAGUUAUUGCUUCCCCCAACCUUUCAGAUGAAUCGCGCGGUACGCGCUCCUCUGGUGCAACAAACAAAAAACUGAGCACACCGAAGGAGUUGGGAGAUUGAUUCCCCUUCCCAUCACGCAUAGUAUUUCUUUUUUUUUCGCUUCAUAUCUAUCCUAGCGUAGGAGGGAGACGGGUUAAACGGCUGAAACAAAUUGCUUAGUCAUGUCUACUUUCAGUACCGAGCCGUCACGUUUGAUCGAGCUCGAGUCCGAUAGGUCCUUUGACAAACGUCCUCGGCUCCAGGGCUCCGCUCUCGAAACACCUGUGAUAAAGUAAACCGUGCUGACAGUUUGAUAAAAAAAAACCUGUGGCAUCCAGGGUAUUCACAAACCCAAUAAAGACAAUAGAAGAAAAAUGGCUUCGUCCUUGCUUUUUCCUAUAGUUGUCUGCUGUUAUACUUGCGUGACUUGCAGUGACGUGACAACCGCAUUCACGGACGUCCGAAGCCUGAGCACGAGCUAAAAAUCGCCGACUCAUGCAUAGUUGACAUACUUGAACCAAACAUUAUAAGGUCACUGACACAGACAAAAUCUCGCGGUGCAGGUGUACCUAGACGAGAAGUAAGAAGAAGACAAUAAGAAGAGGAAAGAAAAACACGAAAUAUGUCUGGUGGAGGUUACAAGCUUUACUAUUUUCCGGUGCGUGCAAGAGGAGAAAUGGACCGAUGGGCUUUUGCAGCUGCUAAAAUUGAUUUCGAGGAUAUUCGAUUGAAUCGAGAAGAGUGGCUCAAGGAAAAAGAAUGUAAGUAGGAGACUGAGGAGAUAAGAAUAAGCUGGUGAAUUCGAAAGACCCAUUUGAUUGUUGAUUGAAUUUGGUAGAGGUUUCCGUGAUAAUGAAAUUUUUAAGUUGUAUGGAAGCUGAAGUUUUUAAAACAGCAAUGACGCGUGCUAUGCACGCAACUGUAAUGUAUCAUGAUCGGUUUCGUGACAGUGAUCUUUGCUUCGUUCGAUUGCAUGAUGUGGGUUUUCAUUUUUACCUUUUGAUAAACGUUUUUUGAACGAUCUUGUUUGUAUAUCUCCUCCUUGUUGGAACUCUGUGCAUGUUUAAUGAGGUCGAGUUAACGAUUUUUAGAGCUUGACAUCAUGCGUCCACGCGCCCCUGAAAAAAAGUAACAAACUGCUUGGUCACCCUUGGUCAUGCAUCACGAACUGCUUUGUCAUGCAUCACGAACUGCUUUUGUCAUGCAUCACGAACUGCUUUGUCAUGCUUGCUGAGUGUUCAAGCUUCGUAUACUUAAGAUCAAAUAUCACAAUAUCACUAAUACUGUAAAUCGUUUGUUAAGCCGCCUCCCCCCCCCCCCGCUGGCUCUAAUAAGCGUUCCCCCCCCUUCUUUUAAGCCCCCUUUUCCCAGGGGCGGAAGGAUUUUUCAUUAGGGGUGCCCCUCUCUUUUAAGCCUCCCUCACCUCCCAGGGGCGGAUCCAGGAUUUUUUCAGGAGAGGGUGCACUCGUCUCUUGCUGGGGGGGGGUGGGGUGUGCACCCCCUGCACCCUUCCCCUAGAUCUUCCCCUGCCUCCCCCUUAUUACUGAUAAAUGAUUAUUUAUUACCAAUAAAUGUUAGCCUGUAUAAAUUAAUUAUAACUCUAAAACUUCAUUUUGACUAAUCCAGGGUCGGGAUGGUUUAUUCAUUGUUGGAAUGUCCGAUGUGUUUUUGAUCCUGGACUGCAUAACAUCCAACUUUUUUUGAAAUUGAGCUUUGCCAUUUUGUAUUCUAGUUCUUUAUGGAGGACUGAUACCAUUGUCUUUGCAAAAUUAAAUAAGCCCCCCCUCAAAUGUGUUUCUCAGUCGCCAUGUAGAUACUGCAUCAUGCAAAAGCCUUGAAAUUCAAGCAUACCCUGUAUAUCUGCUCACAAAAUAAAGAAUCCUUUCCAAGUGAAAAUUUUCAUAAGUAUCAGUUUUUAAGCUGCUCUAAGACUUCCUGCUUUUCCCGCAAGUAAAAGCUCACUACAGGAGGAUUAAUCAUUCUUUAGUAUAAUAAUGGAUGAAGUUGUGUGAAAACCAGCCAUAGAAUAUGUAGUUUUUAUUUUUUUUUUUAUUUUUUAGCUGGCAGACCACCUCUUGGUCAGAUGCCCUUUGUUGUGACUCCUGAAGGAAAGAUCCUUGCACAGUCUGGUGCAAUUCUGAAAUACAUCUGCAAAAAAGGAGGUAAGCAAAACUACAUUCUUCAGAGUUUCCGAUUCACCCCAUGUAAAGGGGUGAAUCCAGCGUGGAUCUUUGCAAGGUUGAUCUCCUCCUUAAUUCCGUAGCUAGCCGUUCACAGACCCUCUAUUUUCUCUUCAAAGUCCGUCGAACGCGCGUGAUAAAAUAUAAACUGCGGGGGAUUUAUUGACCGCCAGCGCUAGCGCAAGGGGGUAGUGGUGGGGGAAUUCUUUCUCACGUUCCGCGCUCGACGAAAACGAAAAGAAAAAUAAAACAACGUCUGUGUACAGGCUAUUUCGUAGCAGUAUCUCGUCUUAAUUAUGAGGUGCUGCUUAUGCUAAGUGUUGGAAAAGAGACCAAGCCAAAUGUGGGUGGUGACGCGUCAACAGUAUGGAAUUUCUGCGCAGGCCCAUAGGUCGACAAUCGUAGGGAAACCAGUAGUGGCUAAACCCUGAUUUUCAAACUAUAUUUUGAUAUACCUGUCAGGUUUAAGUCCAUCAGACAGUUUUGAUGAAGCGCAAGCUGAUAUGAUCCUUGGUGGUGUGGAUGAUUUGCGAGUUGCUAUGGUCAAAGCACACUUUCAGAAGGACGAGGAGGAGAAGGUACGAUUCCACAGUUAGACCCCAAUAGCCAUACCCUUAGCCUGCGGCACAGACAAAACUAAACUCUGGUUAAGUCCGUCUGCGGAAGAGCGCCGAAGUCUUUGUUCUGGGCCCCCACCUGUGUACUAAGAUUUGAGUGCGCGCCUGUUAACAAAGCCAUUGUCGAUUUUCCAAUCACAGUAGGCUGACUUAGCAACCGAACGGGAACGUCAUUUGACGACGGGAAAGCGCGAGGAAAGGAUUAAAAUCAACUUCCGGUUCCAAAUUUGCCGCCCUGCCAUUUUUCAAGCCAGUUGUUUGAUGUGCGCGCGCCGUCGUCAACUCACGUUCCCGCUCUGUUCCUAAAUCAGCCUGUUUUAAUUGAAAAGAAAUUCGAAAUUCUCCUCUGGUAAUUCGUUGAGUUCGUUGGGGGCACAGAACAACGCUGCGUUACCAACUGAGGUUAUAUUACGUCUGCGACACAGGCUACCACACCCUGUGAACACACUGGGUGUGCGGAAGGUAGCCUCUGCCAACAGUGAUCCGUUUAUAUUCUACCCUAGAGAACAGGAGUUAGUAUUCCGCGUUUUGCUGGCGAGAGCAGGCAAGCGCUCUAAGUCCGUUCAUGCUUCGUUCACCUUUUAAAACGCGAAAAAAUAGCACCUAUUCUGCAAACUAUUUAUUUUUCCGUAAUUUGGACGAAUAGAUUAAAAGAAAUGGUUUCUAACUACCGCUAGACCGUUUUGGCUAUAGCGUCAGCUUAGGUAAUGGAGCAUUUGGAUGAGGCAGGGGGGCGGGGGGUGGGGUGAAUUUCCUAUGUUAAGGUAUUAAACCGGCUGAAUGACAUACUCACUUUUAUUGUGGUCAUAUUUCUUCUUACCGUUAUCUUUAUUUAGAAAAAGCUAUGGAAGGAGUUUUUCGAAACAACAGUUCCUGACCGGCUUGGGAAAUAUGAAGCUCUUCUCAAAAGCCGAGAUGAAGGCAAGGGCUUCUUUUUUGGAGAAAAGGUAAACAUACAGGAUACAACAACAACAGCAACAACAAACUCUUUUUCGCAUUACUGUAAACUUUUAAGUAUUUCAAAAGCGUGCACAGCAUACUGAAAAAUAAAAAAAGAAAAAGAAAGAAAAACAUGGAAAAAAUUUUUAAAUUGCAUUAGUAACAAUUUGCACCGGAGAUCGUUCAAACUAAAACAAGUUGAUAUAAAAUGAAAUAGAAAGUCGAACAUCCAUGAUGUGCGACCACCUGUUUUAAGUGGCCACUCCCAUAAUAUAAGCGACCACCUAUCCAAAAUAUCAAAAUUUUCCCAGUCAAAGCCUUACAGUUGGAAGCCCUCGUAAAACGACCACCUGCGACCGCGACCACUUUUCAGGGCUGACGGCUUAGUAAUUACCUAUUGUUUCUAGCCUCCUGCAAGCGACCACUUUGACGCAUGGUCUGAUAUAUGUUUGCUGUAUGUUCUAUGCCACUUAGAGUAGUUAUAAGUCAGAAGAAUUCGUUUUAGCGACAAUGCAACAUGGAAUUAAAAAUAUUGCAACUUAAAAAUCAGCAAGGAAUUUGUUUUUCCCUGUAUUUUUUUCUUGCAGCUUACCUAUGCCGACAUUGCGUUCGUUGAAUUCUUUCAAAGCCUGAAGGUGAACGUAGAUAUCCAGAAAGAGAAAGAAAAAAAAGAACAUUUACCGGAUAUCGAGGAGAUAUUGAAGAAGUUCUCUCUGUUGUAUGAGUAUUACAAGCGUGUGUUAGCCGUGGAAGAAAUUAAAACCUGUAUUGAGAAACGCCCCCAAUCCGACUUCUAA
Molecule: messenger RNA, 5603 nt
Organism: Porites lobata
Lineage: Eukaryota; Metazoa; Cnidaria; Anthozoa; Scleractinia; Poritidae
Source: the annotation of a GenBank genome assembly